AUGAUACCAAAUCAUGUACUAAUACUAGGAGCUCCGAAUACGGGGAAACUAAGAAUAUGUGAACUUAUAUCGACUCAAAAUUUGGAUUUCAGUUCAAUUGAUUCCAAAUCUCAUAGUGGGCUUAUAUUUAAAACAGACUUAUCUACCAAGUAUUAUUCACUGAAGUUAAAUUUGCUUGUUGAUGAAUAUCCACAGCAGCGUUGUAAUUCGGAUUGUGGUUUGAAAGAAGAGGAAGAGAAGAUCAAUGCAUUGAAGUUUUGGCUUAAUGAGUUUUUAUCUGAUGAUUUUCAGGAAUUGAGAGAAGCAAUAGAUGGUUUGAUAUUCUGUUUUCGUAUUGAUCAAGAUUCUUUGAAAUACAUAGAAGAAUGCUUAAAUGUAUUUUCUGAUGUUCGAGAUAAAUUGAACGAAGAAAGAGGUGACGGAUUAUUUAGUGUGGUGGUAGGGGAUUCAAAUACAAGGAAAAUAAACGAAGAUGUAGAAGAUUUAGUAAUUCCUUUUGGAUUUGAGUAUGUAAACUUAUUUGAAAAAGGGGAAGAUGAAUUUAGAGAUAAGAUCGGACAGGAUAGAUUGCUUGAAAUAAUUGAAACCCAUGAAUGGAGUCAGAUGGACUUAAAACAGGGUAGAGACCAAGAUGCUUAUGAUGAAACGAAGCGGAAUAAAAUGAGCGAUAUGACCAAAGGGUUAUUAGAUGGACAAGAUGAACAAGAAGGAGAUGAUGGAGAUGAAACACAAUCUAAACUAAUAGACCUAGAUGAUGUGUUAACGAAAGUACAACAAGCGAAACAAAAUGUUAAUAAUAAUGAUAUGGAUGAUGCUCAAAAAGAAGCUUACGUAAAUAAGGUGGUCAAAGAUAUUAUUGACUUCAUAUAG
This is a messenger RNA of Debaryomyces hansenii CBS767, 870 nucleotides long. RefSeq lists its product as uncharacterized. The transcript has a single exon. Bases 1 to 870 code for a protein of 289 amino acids. Gene Ontology annotation, molecular function: protein-macromolecule adaptor activity. Gene Ontology annotation, biological process: vesicle-mediated transport. Lineage: Eukaryota; Fungi; Ascomycota; Pichiomycetes; Serinales; Debaryomycetaceae. The record is from RefSeq and is a predicted model, not a curated record.